UCGACGUGCUUAACUCUCUCUCUCUCUCUCUCUCUCUCUCUCUCUCUCUCUCUCUCUCUCUGUGGAAAUGGAAUCGGUCUUAUUCUGUUAAUGCUCCCCACAUUCUUGAUUUCCUCUGUCUAUGUCCUGGAAAGGGGUACGUAUCCAGGUGCCGGAGUUUUGUCGGGAUUCGCAGGACGAGCCAAUAUUGAUCUUUUGAGCAAACUCUGCGUUCAUUCUAUGGUUCCAGUGCUCUGCUGAAGAGGCCAUACUUUGUUGACUGAGCUUUUUCGAACACGAAUGCCGGCUUGGAGUAUCUGAAAAUGGAUUCGUUGGAAGCCAAGACUAUGAAAGAAAAUGGCACCCCUAAUAAGUCCAACCUCAACUCAUCUAAUGGCGGUGACCUUCAAGCGCGACAGAAGGCAGCUCUCAUUGAGUGGUUAAAUAGCAUCCAGCCCGAUUUGGGAUUACAACUACAGGCUUCAGAUGAGCAGUUGAGAGCUUGCUUGCUUGAUGGAUCCGUCUUGUGCCAUAUCUUGAAACGGCUUAGACCAAAUGAGGCCGAUCCCUCAUCGAUGCCUCGAUCAGAACGUAUCAGCAAGUUCCUUACGGUUUUGGGGGAAAUGGGCAUUCCACGGUUUGAACUCUCUGACUUGGAGAAGGGAUCUUUGAAGUCUGUCAUAGAGAGCCUUUUGUUAGUUAGAACACAUCUCUUGCCGAAUUCCGUGGGAGAGAGGCGGAAAAUUCUGUCAGAAUCAAAAGUCCAACGUUCUUUGGGAAGCCCUGUAAUGUCAGAACCAUCAGCUGCACUAGUACACCACGCCGGACUGAAAUUUCACGAGGUUUUUCAACUAAAGCAAGGGCAGUACGCUGACCUUCCGCCAGCUAAAAUCACAGAGAUGAUGAAGUCUAACAGUUUAGAUAACGCCCCCACUCAGUCACUUCUCAGUGUAGUGAAUGGAAUUCUCGAAGAGAGCAUCGAACGGAAGAAUGCUGAAAUACCUCUUCGUGUGGCAUGCUUGCUGAGGAAAGUUGUACAGGAGAUCGAGCGGCGAAUAUCAACUCAGGCUGAUCAUUUGAGAACUCAAAACAAUCUUUUCAAGGCUCGUGAAGAGAAGUAUCAGUCGAGGAUCAAGGUGCUAGAAGCUCUUGCCAAUGGGACUCCCGAUGAAACUGAGAUUACAAGGGGCAGGCUUCAGCAAAUGAAGCCUGAGAAGGAAAAGACCGAAGAGAAGCGGAAGUUCGAGGAGGAAGAUGUCGAAAGACUGAUGAAGGAGAAAGAUAGCAGGAACCAAGAGAUCUCAGCAUUGAAGCAGGAGCUGGAAUUGGUGAAGAAGACAGCGGACCUUCGUUGCCUGCAGAUUGAAGCAGAAGCCAAGGGAGCAAAAACAGCACUCGAGGAGACAGUCCGGGAACUUGAACGCCAGCUAGCAGCUUCGAGAAGCAAGGUUAAAGAACUUGAGACGUGUUCAGAGUCCAAGAAUGAAGGGAGCAAGGAACUCGAGCGCCAGGCUGCAACUUUGAGAAGCAAGGCGAGAGAACUUGAUGCAUGUUUGGAGUCCAAGAAUGAGGAGGCCAAGGAACUUUUGCGCCAGCUCUCAGCUUCGAGGAGCAAGGUGAAAGAACUUGAGGACCGUUCAGAGUCCAAGAAUCAGGGGGCCAAGGAACUCGAGCGCCAGCUGGCCGCUUCGAGAAGUAAGGUGAAGGAACUCGAGAUGUAUUUGGAGUCUAAAGAUCAGCGGUGGAACAAGAAAGAGCUUACCUUCCGAAGUUUCAUGGAAUUCCAAUUCAGUGCUCUGCAAGAACUACGGCUUUCUUCCAACACCAUCAAACAAGAAGUGCUAGAUACGCAAGGCAUUUACUUGGAGGAGUUUAGCCGGUUAGGAGUAAAUUUCCAGGCACUAUCGGAUGCAGCAGCAAAUUAUCACACUGUCCUCAUGGAAAAUCGGAAGAUGUUUAAUGAGCUUCAAGAUCUAAAAGGUAACAUCAGAGUCUACUGUAGGGUCAGGCCAUUUCUUCCGGGACAAUCAGGGAGACAAACGAUAGUCGAAUGUGUCGGUGACGAUGGGGAAUUGGUUGUUGCAAAUCCUUCCAAAUCAGGGAAAGAGGGGCAUCGGAUGUUUAAGUUCAACAAGGUCUUUGGUCCUACUGCUACUCAAGCGAAUGUAUAUUCUGAUAUCCAACCCUUUGUUCGUUCGGUUCUGGAUGGUUAUAAUGUGUGCAUAUUUGCAUACGGGCAAACGGGAUCAGGGAAAACGUACACUAUGACCGGGCCAAACAUGGCAUCUAAAGAUACUUGGGGGGUCAACUAUCGAGCUCUGAAUGACCUUUUCCAGAUCUCUCAGACGAGAAGCAACGUCAUCAAGUAUGAGGUUAUGGUUCAAAUGGUCGAGAUAUAUAACGAGCAAGUUCGCGACUUAUUGUCCAGUGAUGGCUCGCAAAAGAAGCUUGGAAUUCUAACAGCUACUCAAUCGAGUGGUCUAGCAGUCCCUGACGCAAGUAUGCAUUCAGUUAGAGCAACUUCGGAUGUUUUGGAUCUAAUGGAUUCUGGCUUCAAGAAUAGAGCUGUCGGUGCCACUGCAUUAAAUGAAAGAAGCAGUCGUUCUCACAGUAUUCUCACUAUUCAUGUUCGUGGGACCGAUCAAAAGACGGGAACUGCACUGCGCGGGAGUCUUCAUUUGGUAGAUCUCGCAGGGAGUGAAAGAGUCGAUCGUUCAGAGGUCACAGGCGAUAGACUUCGGGAAGCCCAGCAUAUAAACAAAUCUCUAUCUGCCCUUGGGGAUGUCAUAUUCGCUCUCGCACAAAAGAGCUCUCACGUGCCGUACCGAAAUAGCAAGCUAACACAAGUCUUGCAAAGUUCUUUGGGUGGCCAAGCAAAAACACUUAUGUUUGUACAACUCAAUCCCGACACCACUUCGUAUUCUGAAAGUUUAAGCACGUUGAAGUUUGCGGAGAGGGUCUCAGGAGUCGAGCUUGGGGCCGCCAAGAGUAGCAAAGAAGGGAGGGAUGUUCGAGAGCUAAUGGAGCAGGUGGUAUCUCUGCGAGACACUAUAACAAAAAGAGAGGAGGAGAUUGAGCGAUUGCAGCUUCUGAAGGACCAUAAGAAUGUGAAUCAUGAGAACAGUGGCAUGGACUUGUCGAGUGAGUCGAACUUCGCAGAAGAUACUGAGGAUUACGAGGAGAGAACAAGCAAUGCAUCUGAUUCCUUGGAAGCUGAAAUAGAUGGUACCGCAGAGGACUCUGCAGAUAAUUUAGAGAGGCCUCAGUUGGUGUCCAAAGCGACUCGGCCAUCAGCAAGGCCGGGGCAGACCGCAUCGACUACAGGGUCUCCGAAGGUGUCAUCUGGUAAGAAACCUGCAGCAGCCGGGAGCUCUACAUUGCUAAAACCACCCAGACGAUGGCAAUAGGUUCUAACCUGGGACUGCGAACUCACAUUCUCGUCCAUAACUCGAUUCUUUUGUAUAUGUUACACAUUUUUGUUUCACUCAUAGGUCUCAAGUGAAAUUUAUUGUUAUUAAUUGUUUAUUCCCUUACCUUCCGAGCUGAGUAUUCCAGUGGAAGGCAAUUCUUUUGUAAAUGGGAGCCAAACCAGUUGAUUCAUUGCAAUUGAUACAUACUGUACAUGAUAAA
Messenger RNA from Punica granatum (pomegranate), 3609 nucleotides. NCBI's taxonomy places the organism in Eukaryota, Viridiplantae, Streptophyta, Magnoliopsida, Myrtales, Lythraceae. The record is from RefSeq and is a predicted model, not a curated record.